CUCGCUCUCUCGGCCAUCCCGGCAGAUCAUCCUUCCCACCUCGGCAUCAUGGCCUUCUCUUGGAACCUGGUCGGGACCGUCCUGAUCGGCGUGGCGUUCUCGGUCUUUGCCCUGACCCGGGACUCGGUCCGUUGGGGACUGAUCCUGCCCUACUCGCCCUUCUGGCUCGUUCUGGCGACGGUGCUUUCGCAGCACAUCUACUCGCACCUCGGCAGCGGCCACUAUGCCAACUCGCAGUUUGCCUUCACCUGCGUCUAUUUUUCCAUCAUCGCCGGCACGCUGUCGUCGCUGUGCAUGGCCUCCAUCGGUGGCUACAUCGACGCCUUCCUGUGUCUCGCCCUGGUCGUCGUCCCGGCUGUCCGAGUCCUCCAGGUCGAAAACAUUUCCAACGGGCCCGCUCGUUCUCUUCGGCAGCCCAUUUCCGACGACCCCUCUGUCCCUCUUCUUCCGUCGGCGUCCCGCCACAGCGAGUCCCAGAAGCGCCUGGGCCUCUUCGUCGCCAACUUUGUCGCCACCGCGGCCUGCAUCCUCAUCCUGAUGGGCAUUCUGUCCAGCACCUCCCUGAACCUUCUCUUCCGCAUCAAUCGAUACAACCCUGCCGAGAUGCAGAGUGUCGUCCUGGACGGACAAACCCUGCAGGUCCACAUGCACUGUCGAGGCGAGGGCCAGCCCACGAUCAUCCUGUCGUCGGGCAUGGCGGUGCCCUCGGCUCUGUCCUGGAAGGACAUGUUUGGCUCCCUGGCGAACACCACCAAGACAUGCUGGGUCGACCGUCCUGGGUACGGCUUUUCGCAGUCGGCCCGGCUGCCCCAGACCAGCAGAAAAUACGCCGAUAUUCUCGAGCAGCUCUUUGUCCGCAGUUCCCCGAACGAGUCGUUUGUGUUGGUAGCGCAUUCAUAUGGCGGAUACGACGUCCGGCUCCUGGCCGACCGGUACGAGUCGCGGGUCAAGGCAAUGGUCCUGAUCGAGGCCUCGACCGACGACUUUCCUUCCGCCAUGGACAAGAUUCAGCAUGGAGCCGCCAGCCGUGAAAUGGGCGAGAUGAGGGAUUUCUCGCGGGCUUUUGAGCUGCUCUCGCUUCUGGCCCCCGUUGGACUCGAUCGCCUGUUCAAGGGUGUGUAUGAGGACUCACACAUCCGAACCAAGCUGGAAGAUCGCUUUGUCGGCACCAUUUUCAACAAUCGGUUUCAUCGGGCUUGUGCAAACGAGCUCAGUCAUUUCCUGGGCCAGUCGCUGGAGCAAGUUCGGCGUAGCAGGCUCGGCCGCCCAUACCAUUUCCCGGUCCUCGUCGUCACCGGCGGCCUGGAGAUCGCCAACGGCUGUCCCGAAAGCCACAAGCAGGCCUGCACGCAGGAGCAAGUGAGGGCCGCUGCCCACCGACUGACCCAAGCCAAGCUCGUGGACUUGGGCCAGCCCGACCACCCAUUCACUCAGCAGAUUGUCGUCAAGGACUCGAACCACUUUGUGAUCUUCAACAGUCCCGGGCUGCUGGUCUCCAAAAUCACGGAAAUCGUGCAGUAUCUGCGAAAGUAGUGCGAGGGUCUGGGCGAGCGCAAGGGUCGACAGGCAGCCAAUGCUGAAUACAGUCCUUGCAAGACGACGGCACCUGUUGGUUGCCAAGUGGAUCGCAAGGGCAGUAGCGGCCCGGCGUGUGGAUAUGUCUUGCACAAUGAAUGACGCUUGACAGAACCCAUCGAUCCGUGGAUGGUUAUCACGGAGAAUGGCCGGGCGACAUGGAAUCAUGCGUGGCGACUUUGGGGUUCUGGAACCUGAACAGCGCUGCCCCAUAUUAUUGUAUUGCAUUGUGGCUUCCCUCUGGCUUCGCUCCUCUCCAUUCUCCCCUCAUCGCCCCAGCCCCAGGUUCACACCUCCUCCCAUCGCACACAAUGACAGCCGGCGUCGGCCUCCAUCCCUCCCCUCUCGAUUCUACACAACCAGUGCUUCUGUAUCCAG
This is a messenger RNA of Polychytrium aggregatum, 1953 nucleotides long. RefSeq names its product Alpha/Beta hydrolase protein. The transcript is spliced from 4 exons. Bases 49 to 1533 code for a protein of 494 amino acids. NCBI's taxonomy places the organism in Eukaryota, Fungi, Chytridiomycota, Chytridiomycetes, Polychytriales. The record is from RefSeq and is a predicted model, not a curated record.